AUGAUUGAAAAGUAUUGGAACGAUGAGGAGGAGUGGCGAGGGUAUCACCCGAACGCGUGCGACGAGGAAAACAAGUUUGUCGACGCGGCGGAGGGGAAACUGUUGACGGUGUUUUUAGACUACGACGGGACGCUGGCGCCAAUCGUGCCGGAGCCGGAUAAGGCGUUCAUGAGCGACGAGAUGCGGGAAGCGGUGCGGCAGUGCGCGAAAAGGUUUCCCACGGCGAUCAUCAGCGGUAGAUCGAGGCAGAAGGUGUCGCAGUUCGUAAAGCUGGACGAGUUGUACUACGCCGGGUCGCACGGGUUGGACAUCGCGGGGCCGAAGACGACGACGGAUGGCGAGCCGAUUGAGAAGAAAUUGGCGCAUCAACCCGCGCAGUGGGCGCGCGACGUGAUGGAUCGCGUGACGAAGGAGUUGAUCGAAAAGUGUGCGGACAUUCCGGGGACGAACAUCGAGCACAACAUGUUUUGCGUCUCGGCGCACUACCGCGCGGUUUCGGAAGAGCUCAGGCCUCGCGUCGAAGCCGUCGUGGAUGAGAUUUGCGCCUCGGAGGAGUGCUUGAUCAAGCACGACGGUAAGAUGGUUUGGGAGGUUCGGCCACGCGUGGCGUGGGAUAAGGGUAAGGCGCUGUCGUACCUGCGAGACGCCCUGCUCCCAGACUUGAGCGAGAAGGGGUUCAGACCCGAAGACGUCUUCACAAUUUACAUCGGCGACGACGUCACGGAUGAGGACGCGUUUAUGGAGAUUAACGAAGAAUUGGGCGAUCACUUGGGCGUGGGACUUCUGGUGUCGAGCUCACCCAAGGUGAGCGCGGCCAAGUUUAGCCUGCGCGACUCGGGUGAAGUAUUGCGGUUCCUCACUCGACUCCGCGAGCUCGGCGACGCGGGCACGAUCAAAACGCUGCCUUGA
Ostreococcus lucimarinus CCE9901 is the source of this 909-nucleotide messenger RNA. RefSeq lists its product with no specific name. Gene Ontology annotation, molecular function: trehalose-phosphatase activity. The transcript has a single exon. The record is from RefSeq and is a predicted model, not a curated record. The coding region runs from base 1 to 909 and encodes 302 amino acids. Gene Ontology annotation, biological process: trehalose biosynthetic process. Lineage: Eukaryota; Viridiplantae; Chlorophyta; Mamiellophyceae; Mamiellales; Bathycoccaceae.